UCUGUCAGGCAGACUAUGGCAGAGCCUCGGCGGUCGGCGAGCAGUAGAGUACAAAGAUAGCGCAAGACACGGGGUCGUUGUUGAGUUGUCUCUGUGUGGAUAUUGUUCCCGCGUCCCUCAAAUCUCGGGGACAGGCGGACAGGGCCGGUCAGUCCUAGUCUAGUCGCUGUCGUGGCCUGGCUACACCAAGCCAGUGUUUUCCAGUGGGGUGUUUGUGGUAGUGCGAACUGCGUGAUUUUUUUGAGUGACACUGUGGUCAGUGGUAGUAUCGGUGCCUUAAGAUAAGAUGGCACUAAACCAGGACGAGGCAAAACAAGAGGUUCGAGUGAACCAGGACUCGGAAACGGACCUGCAGGCACUUUUCGACACCGUUCUGAAACCAGAUUCAAAAAGACCUUUACAGGUGCCAUGGAGUAUGCGAAAGCUCCCGGACUCUUUUUUCAACCCUCCCUCGACGGGGUCGAAAUCUAUUAACCACUCUCGCGAAAAUUCCGUGGACUCUGCUUUCGGGGGUGGUGCGACAGCCGCAGCUCCGGUCAAUUCCGUACCCUUGCAAACCGCUCACCACCGAGCCCACAGUUCGCCAGCAUCUCUUCAGCAGACCUAUGCCGUGGGCCAGCAGCAGGCUCCAGUCCAUCACAUUAAACAAAGAUCGUACGAUGUGGCUAGCAAAACAGAAGACAACACCCCCCUGCCGCCCGGAUGGGAACAAGCUCGCACCCCUGAGGGACAGGUGUAUUAUUUAAAUCAUACAACUCGCACCACGACAUGGGAAGAUCCUCGAAAAUCGUUAGCCGCCCAAGCAGCUGCCCAGCAACAUCAAAGCGCUGAACAGCUAUUAACUGCACACCAAAUAUCACAUCCCCAAUCACCGAACCCUAAUACUGCCAAAGUAAAUUCAGAUGUAGAUUUAGGGCCUUUACCUGAAGGAUGGGAACAGGCACAGACUCCUGAGGGGGAAAUUUAUUUCAUUAAUCAUCAAACUCGUACAACUUCGUGGUUUGACCCUCGAAUUCCUACGCACUUGCAACAGAGGCCAGCGGGGGCGAAUUUAGUUGGGUCAACAUGGCAUUCGCAGGCUCUGUCAUCUUCACCUUCAAAAGCACAACAAAUAAGGCUACAACAGCUACGGAUGGAACGUGAAAGACUUAAACAGAGGCAGCAGGAAAUUAUGCGGCAGCAGGAUAUAAUGAUGAGAAGUUCAAGUGAUUUACCUGUUAUGGAUCCAUUUUUAUCUAGUUUGACUGACCACUCACGUCAAGAAUCCGGGGAUAGUGGGCUUGGUAUGGGGACAACAUACUCGAUGCCACACACACCUGAAGAUUUUUUAGCGAAUAUGGACGAUAACAUGGAUGUUGGUAGUGAAAGUCAUACGAUGGACACACCUGAUAUUUCAACGUUAAGUGAUAAUAUCGAUUCUACGGAUGACUUAGUGCCAACUUUACAACUGGGAGAGGAAUUUCCUAUACUAGAUGACGUACAAUCAUUAAUAAACCCUCCCACUACAAAGCCCGAUAAUGUACUCAUCUGGUUGUAAUUUAAGUGCCUAAAAAUCUGCUCACGUCUUUCGAAAAUUAAGGCAGUUUAUUGUAAUUUGACCUUAAUUCGUGUAGGUAAAUGAUUAUUUAUUGAAAAAAAAUUUUUUUUUUAAUAAGCUGCUCCUUGUUUGCAAUAUACCACAUGCAUACGCUUUAAAUGGCAAUAAAAUCUAUUUUUUAAGAAGUGAAAUUGUUAUGCAUAAAUUUUUAGCAUUUGUAAUUUGUCACAGUUUAUGGGAACGUUUUUACUGUUGGGUAUGUUUUCAUACAUAUUAUUAUAUAGUUUUUAAUAUACAUUAAGUUAGUUGUUACUUUAUAUAUUCAUAUCAAAUUUUAUUCUAUUUACAUUGAAUUGACCAGGUAUUAAAUUUUUUCUAUUAAGUGUGUUAUUUGAUGACGUCUUAGAGAGCUCAAUCAAAUACUUUGAGGUAGUUAAAUUUAAGGACACCUGGAGUGUACUGAAGACAACUAACUAAAAAUAAACUUUACUAAAUAUUUAUUAAAUGUUGUGUUCUAGUAUCUACGAUUAAGUUGACAUCUAAUUUUAUAAAUAUUUUAUGUUAAAUUUUAUAACAAACCCACAAUGUUCUAGAUUUAUAAUUUCAUAUUGUAUCUUUUACAAUCGCAAUUAUUAAGUUUUAUAUUUUAGUAAGUAUACUUCUACCGUGUAUCGGUUUAAUGUUUAAUGGUAUUUUGUAAGUUUUGCACUACCUGUUCAUAAAGUGAACAGUGGUGCGUGCAAAUUUUUCGGUUACUGUUUCUGAUAACGGCACGUUAUCAUGAAAACAUGAUGCUCAUAACUAUAACAAAUCCAUCCAUUUUGGUGCCUUUAAUUAAUAUUUGUACAUAUAAUCGACAAUCGUUUUGUAAUGUAAGUUUAAUUAUAUAUAAUCUUUAAUAUACACUAACAUAUAUUACAGUGCCUUUCGAUGACGAAACUGUGUUAAAAAGCCGUUCAAUUUAUAUCUCUUUGUAGAUGCUUAGAUACAGUUAUCGCUUAAGUAGAUGUAUCAUGGGUAUUUUGCUGGCAAAAUGUACCGUAAUUAUAUUAAAAAAUAGUCCUCUCAACUUUCUUUUUCAGUUGUUGAAUUUGAAUGAAAUGGAACAAAAAACAGUACAAAAGUUGUAAUGUAAUUGUAACAAAGUUGUAAUGUAAUUGUUAAAUAAUUUGGCACAUUUUGGUAGUGACAGCGAUCAUCUCCAUUUUCCUUUUUAUACGUUUAAUAUUACCUUAAAUAUUUUGUGCAUAAAAAAACUUAUUAGAGGCUUAUUUGCAUCUUCAAACUUGGUAUAAAAAUCGGUUUAAGCGCGUUUCAUUUUUUAUGCAUAAAGUAUCUAAAAUAGCGGCAAUUGAAAACUUCUAUAAAGCUUCGAUACUUAAAAAUUUUUAUGUAUGUAAUGUUUGCCGAGGAAAUACAUUCAUUCAAAAGACAGAUUUAUUAAUUGUAUAUUUUAGAAGGCACUUGCAGAUGUAAGCAUUAUUUUAUAAGUACCUAUUAUCCCAUUUUUCAGUAAUUGUAAUCAAGUUAAAAUUUUUGACAUAACCAUCAUGCGUCUAUGUAAAUAUUUUGUUUCAGUUUACUUAACUCUCAAAACUGUAUAUUAAUUGUAAUACCUUUUUGUAACCAUAAUAAUUUUGUAUGUUUUUCCAAUAAACACAAUGAGAUUGGUAUUG
This is a messenger RNA of Anoplophora glabripennis (Asian longhorned beetle), 3213 nucleotides long. RefSeq names its product transcriptional coactivator YAP1-A (gene yki). Gene Ontology annotation, cellular component: nucleus; cytoplasm. Bases 287 to 1537 code for a protein of 416 amino acids. Gene Ontology annotation, biological process: hippo signaling; positive regulation of transcription by RNA polymerase II. The record is from RefSeq and is a predicted model, not a curated record. NCBI's taxonomy places the organism in Eukaryota, Metazoa, Arthropoda, Insecta, Coleoptera, Cerambycidae. Gene Ontology annotation, molecular function: transcription coactivator activity; protein binding. The transcript has 5 exons.